Darwinula stevensoni is the source of this 3359-nucleotide messenger RNA. The record is from the annotation of a GenBank genome assembly. Lineage: Eukaryota; Metazoa; Arthropoda; Ostracoda; Podocopida; Darwinulidae.
AUGAUGCAAUUCUUUCUAAGAGGCACUCAGGGGAUGAAGAACCUCCCAGAAGGAAUCUUUGGGAAUGUCACAUUCCAGGAAAUGUUCAUCUCGGACACGAGCUUGGAAACGGUGGAUCCCUCGGCAUUGCUCUCGUCGAAGGAUCGCCUCCAACGCCUUACGAUUACGAACAGCCGCCUCAAGGAGUUCCCGUUCCACGUCCUCCCUCAAAUGAGCCUGCUAAGGGCGCUGAACCUCGCAUCGAAUGCCUUGAAGUCAGUGACGCCCCUUGGAAACCUCAGUCGACAAAAUCUCUCUCUCUGGAGCAAUGGAACAAACGCACUCCAACUGUCAUGGCCCACAUCGGACUUGGAAAGUCUGGACAUAAGUAACAAUCCCAUCUCGAAGCUCUCCCCUGGACUGGUCGAGGGCAUGAGGCUCCUGACGUCUUUUGAUGCGUCCCAUUGCAACCUGGGACCCAUUCUGCGAAGUGGUUCCUUGACCUUCCACAGCGAAAUGUUGUCAGCAGUGUACCUCCACCAGAAUAACCUGACGCGACUGGAAACUGGAUCCAUUGCAGGUCUGCAGGGCUCUACCAUGGUUUACCUAAGCGAAAACAACAUCACGGAUUUGACGGAAGGCGCCUUCCGACCCAUGCUUGAAGAAAUCUCGCAAGGAGAAUCCGGCCGCAUCAUUCUUUGGCAGAACCCCAUCCAGUGCGACUCUUGGCUCGGGAGUAGCCAGAACUUCACAGCGUUUCUGGCGAGAUUGCUUUGCCCAGACGCCGGCAAAAUUUCCCCCUGCACCUGCUACUUUUAUCAGUUCACCGGAGAAUUGACUGUGGACUGUUCGCAAGCGAAUAGUAGUGAGAUCUUUUCGGCAUUCAACAAUGUCAGUUGGUCCCCUGCUUUGCUCACGAACUACAAUAUACGAAUGAAAUUCUCGAUGACGGGAAACGAUGAGGUGCAGGAACUCAAAAAGGGAGCCUUCGGGAACGUCACUUUCAACAACAUCCUGAUCGAAAGCACCAUCUUGGCCACAAUGGACCCCUCGACGCUGCUUCAAUCGAAGAAUCGACUCGAGACCCUCUCCAUCAAAGACAGCCUUCUGGCAGCAUUCCCGUUUCACAUCCUUCCUCAAAUGGUUCGACUGGGAGCGCUGGACCUCUCGUCCAACUCGCUGAAGACGGUGCCGGCCCUCGCCAGUCAGAGCUUGCAGAUUCUCAGUCUCUUGAACAAUAACAUCAGCUCGCUCAAACCGGGAUGGUCAGUGUCCAACUUGAACGGCCUGGAAAUCGACAACAAUCCUAUCUCCAAGCUUCCUUCCGGACUGGUCGGGGGCAUGAGCAAGUUGAAGACCUUUUCAGCGUCUAACUGCAAUCUGGGACCAACUUUGUCAAACGGAUCUUUGACGUUCCGCAGCGAAACUUUGGCGGCAAAACAAUAUCACGGAACUGACGGAAGAAUCGUUCCGGCCCAUGCUCGACGCCCUCCCUUUAGGGUCAAACGGGCGAAUCUUCCUUUCUGGUCGGUUGCUUCCUCUCCUCGCAAGGCUCUCGCUCUCGCCAUCUUCACUGGAGGCUUCCCUUCUCGCCUUUCCAUUCCAGAGAACCCUAUCCAGUGCGAUGACUGGCUCCUGCGCAGUCAAGAAUUCGUGGAAUAUCUGCAGAGACUGGAGGGGCUGACGUGCAGAAUUUGUCCCAAUCCCGAUGAAAUUUCGCCUUGCACGUGCUCGUCUGAUUCCUCAAGCGACAUGACCGUGGAUUGUUCGCAAGCGAGGAGCAGCGAGGAGAUCUCCUCGGCCUUCGGUCAAUUCUUCUGGCUGGAAAACCGGUUCGCGAGCGACACCGUACAAUUGCGAUUCAGAAUGGAGAAUAACGAUGCAGUGGAGGAUCUCCCAGAGGGGGUUUUCGGGAAUGCCUCCUUCAGCAGCAUGCACAUUUGGAACUCCGCUGUGGUGAAGGUGGAUCCCGCGGCGAUUCGCUCGUCCAAGGAUCGGCUGGAGGAACUCGCGAUGGCGGGCGGCCGCCUCGAGGAGUUCCCGUUCGGGGUUCUUCGCGAGAUGAAGAAGCUGGUGAAGCUUCAAAUUUCAUCGAAUGCGUUGGCGGCAGUGCCGGCGCUGGAAAGUCGGAGUUUGCUGCUUCUGGAUCUGUCGAACAAUCAGAUCGGCAGCCUCGAGCCCGGCUGGUCCUUGCCGUUGCUGGUGAACCUGGACAUCGGCGGAAAUCCCAUCUCGAAUUUCCCUUCCGGAUUGGUUGAUGGCAUGGCAAACCUCAAUUCAUUUACUGCCAGUGGCUGCAACCUUGGGCCGAUUCUGCCGCAAGGGUCGUUGGCGUUCAACAGCAAAAGCUUGGAGGAGGUAUACCUUGGAUUCAAUCGGAUCGACAGAGUGGAACCAGGAGCCAUCACAGGUCUCGGACCCGAUACGACGGUUUUUCUUUACGGAAACAGCAUGAGGAAACUGACGGAAGACACUUUCCGACCGAUGCUGGAUACCCUCCAACUCGGCGAUGGGAGGAUUUUGGUAGAUGGAAACCCCAUGAAGUGUGAUGCGAGCAUGGCCUGGCUGGUGCUCGACCCCAAUUUCAUCCAGCUGAAGCAGAGCGUCGCGUACAUCUCAUGCGCAGAUGGCAGUUCCCUUCUUGAGCUUUUAAUACUUCGUUUGCUUCAUCUUGUCCUUCCCUUUCGAUGGGUCCAACUGGAGUGAAGAUCCAGCCUCCGCGUCCUCGCCCUCACUUCGUCGUCUGCACGCCUUCGCUCUGUCUUCGAACUUCUCGAUGUGCAGCAGGGACACUGAGUUGUGUUUGAAGUCUCCAUAGGGAGCACAAGGACGAAGAGGGGGAAUCAGUUGCUUCGAAAUUAUCCCACUGUUGCUCCAUUUUUCUCUCUGAUGGUGAAAGAAACUGAGUUGAGUGCAUUUUCCCGUCCCAGAAAAGAGUGGCAAAUAACAAGAAAACUUGAUGGCGCAAGGAAAUGGAAGAACUCGCUUCAAAAAGUCGUUUCCAUUUGAACCAACGAAACCUGAGGUUAAACACAUUACCAUUACAAGGCCGAGUGAGACUCGCAUGAGAUCAAGCUCUCAAUUGCAAAGAAAGUAGACUCCAGGGCGGAAGAAGAACCAGUGUAUGAGUAAGGAAUCGAGUUGCUGGGCUGUGCCCUGCAAAAUCAAUAUUUCCCUUCACCUUUACCUCUGUGAAGCGAAUGAGGCUAAUUUGCUUUGAGGCCAGAUUCCAACGCAUUGGGUAUCAAAGUCCAAGGAUGGAGGAAGCAAUAUAUUGUCAUAUUUAUUCAUAUAUUUUAUUAUUCUCAAUAUAUUCUCUGCUCCCACCAAUAAAAUAUCACACUCUUUGCGCUUAUGCCUUUUUCCUGAGAAAUAUACGC